GACGUUUACGAAUUCAAGAUCGUUCAGGUUUACAGCUCUGCCACCGUCCGUCCGCCGCAUCCAUGGCGCUGCGGCGUCUCGCCCGCCGCCUGGCGACCGUCCCCUUUCCACCCCGGCUCCUCCCACUCCCCAUCCCCGACUCCCCCGGCCACCUCCGCUUCUCCACCUCCUCCAAGCCGCACUUCAUGGCAGAAGAGUACCUCGUCUCCACCUGCGGCCUCUCGCCGGAGGCGGCCGCCAAAGCCGCCCCUCGGUUCUCGAGCCUCGCCACCGCCGACAGGCCGGACGCCGUGCUCGCCUUCCUCCGCUCGCAGGGCCUCGGCAAGGCGCAGGUGCGCGCCAUCGUGUCCCACAAGCCCGCGCUGCUCCUCAGCGACGUGGACGCCACCCUCGCCCCCAAGUUCACCGCCCUCCGCGCGCUCGGCCUCAGCCGCGCCGACGCCGCCCGCCUCUUCGCGCUCUUCCCCUCCGCGCUCACCUACGGCGUCCACUCCAACCUCCUCCCCAGGGUCCUCCUCUGGCUCGACCUCCUCGGCUCCACCACCUUGCUGAUGAAAUGGCUCGCCAAGGCCUGGCUGCUCAAGUACUCCGUCGACCUGCUCCUCAAGAACCUCGCCACGCUCCGCGCCGUCGGCCUGCCCGAGGCCCGCCUCACCGCCCUCGUCCGCCUGCAGCCCACCAUCAUCAUGCAAUCGCCCGACAAGCUCAAGGCGCUCGUCGCCCGCGUCGACGAGGCCUGCGCCGCGGCUCUCCCGCCCACCUCCGGGAUGUACCCGUGGUGCCUCUUCGCGCUCCACAACGUCGGCGUGCACGCCUUCGAGACCAAGAAGGCGGUCGUCACGACAGGCUUCGGGUGCACCGACGACCAGUUCGCCGACAUGUUCCGCCGCGCGCCCUGCUUCGUGUUCAGCUCCCAGGAGGUGCUGCGGCGCAAGGUGGAGUUCCUGAGCACGGAAUGCGGCCUCGGGUGCGUCGUCAACAACCCCGUGCUGCUCACAUUCAGCGUCGACAAGCGCAUGGCUCCGCGCCUCCGCGCCCUCCAGGCCCUGCGGUCCAGAGGCAUCGUCCUCCGCAAGACGAGCCUGGCCACCGUAGUGAGGCUGCCGGAGGCCGUCUUCUUGGAGAGGUACAUACACAGAUACAAACAAGAUGUUCCUCAACUCCUAGAGCUCUAUCUUGAAUCUCAAGGACAGACACAAAUAAACUAGUGUUGUAUGGAUGAGUUUGCAACAUACAGCUUAUGACUGAUCACCAUCUUGUGUUGUUAACUGAA
Lolium perenne is the source of this 1273-nucleotide messenger RNA. RefSeq lists its product as uncharacterized. Gene Ontology annotation, molecular function: double-stranded DNA binding. NCBI's taxonomy places the organism in Eukaryota, Viridiplantae, Streptophyta, Magnoliopsida, Poales, Poaceae. Gene Ontology annotation, biological process: regulation of DNA-templated transcription. The record is from RefSeq and is a predicted model, not a curated record.